Epinephelus lanceolatus (giant grouper) is the source of this 3593-nucleotide messenger RNA. It is a transcript of the gene begain, whose product is annotated as brain-enriched guanylate kinase-associated. The record is from RefSeq and is a predicted model, not a curated record. Gene Ontology annotation, cellular component: synapse. Lineage: Eukaryota; Metazoa; Chordata; Actinopteri; Perciformes; Serranidae.
CUCUGAGGGGAUGCACAGGCACAUGAAUAUUGUGAUCUUAUCUGCUGAAAAUGAGGCGAAAAGCAUAUAAACGGGUCAUCACAGAUAGCCAACUCCUAUCUGCCUCCCCAGGCAAGACUUAGAGCUUUGACUGUUGGUUGUGGUUAGAGUUCAAACUUGGCUUCGACAUUCAGCCGACCAGCAGCAGCAGCAGCAGCAGCAGCGGCAGCAGAGGCAACAGCUAUACACACAUGAGAGCCAAGGCAGAGAGAAAAAUAUGAAAAAGAUAUACAUUGGCAAAACUGCCCUCAAAACACAGAGAAAUGGUUGCAAACAUCAGAAAAGAAGCUCUUUCCACGACCACAAGGAUGACCUCCGCAAGCGCCUGUCCUACACCACCCACAAACUAGAGAUGGUGGAGACGGAGUUUGAUUCCACUCGGCAGUACCUUGAGACUGAGCUGCGCCGGGCCCAGGAGGAACUGGAGAAAUUUACAGAGAAACUACGCAGGAUCCAGAGUAGCUAUGCAGCUCUUCAGAGGAUCAACCAGGAUUUGGAGGACAAGAUGCACAGGACGUCCCAGCACCAUGAAGAGGAAAAGAGAGCCCUCAGCCGGGAAAUUAUCCUCCUCAACAACCACCUCAUGGAGGCGAAGAUCACCAUCAAUAAACUCAGAGAGGACAACGACCUGUACAGGAAAGACUGCAACCUGGCAGCCCAGCUGCUGCAGUGCUCCAAGUCUCACUACAGAGCUCACAAGAUGUCUGAGCUGCCGGUGGAUUUCCAGGAGCGCAUCAGUUCCCACAUUGAGAAACAGAAUCGGGAUAGUGGAGCCACAAUAGCAAUGUGCCACUCCAAUUACUCUGAUGCCGUACCCACAGCCAUAAUUGCCAAGGUCCUGGAAAAGCCAGAACCAGGAAGCAGUUGCCCUGUAACGCGCUCACCCAGCCCGCAGCCACAGGAUGGAGACUUUCUCACAGGAACAGGAAGCACUGAUCACCUGAGCCGCCGUAUUUCUUAUAAAUCAUCUGACCUCUACUGUAGUGAUACGGCUCUCUACUGCCCUGAACGAUGGCAGGAUACAGAGCGCAGGCAGAGCGUUGACCUCCAAGGCACCGGCCUGCUGCAGCUUCACGCUCAAAACUCCACCGACAGCAACCCAGAGGAAGAAGCCUACCACUCUGGAAGUUUCUCCCACCAUGAGCCUCCAUCCUCCUUUCACCACCACGAUGACUUCGGCACUGGUAGCCUCCCUGCCUCCAGUUCCUACUCUAGCUUCAGUCUCGCAUCGGACGAGAAGGGAGGAGUUGGUGGUGGUUGUGGACGCACUGCCAGCAGCACCUUAUCCUCUUCCCAUCAGGGUCUCUACAUGGACUGGCGAGAUGGUGGCAGUGGGGACUAUGAGCGCAAAAGCAUGUCCUCUUAUGAUAAAGACAGCCCAAGCUUCCCCAAGUCCCUUAGCAUCCAGCACAUGGUGACCCCCAAGAGCCCACAGAAGGGCACCUCACCAUCGUACACAAGGACGGCUUCAUGCUUCAGUGAACCAUACCAUUCUAGCACCCCACGCCUGGCUUCCUCUCACAGCAUGGGGUCCACAACAGGGCUGGGCCAGGCUCGUGGAGGAGGUCUGGACAGCCGCGGUGACAUCCAGGUCCCUGAGGACGACCUAAGCAGCCGCUGGAGACAGCUCAGCGUGGAAGACAUCAACACAUUCUCAUCUUCCUAUCGUAACAUCCCAGGGCGUGUCUCUCCAUACAGUUUCUCUGAGCGCCACUUUGCCAUGGGCCCCUCCAAUAAGGUCAAGGGGUCUCUCUACAGCAGCUUCCAAGAAGGAGAUGGCGUCUUCCACAGCCGCGUGCUGGACCAGUGUUUUGCUGUUGGUCCUCCUUCGCCCAGCCGCAGCCAGAAGCCGAAUGAGCAUCGUAAGCAGGAGAAAACUUCUGUGCUGUACAGAGCCAAGGAGGACAGUCAGGACUCCGAGUGCAGUUUGUUCCUCUCAGGGAGCUCUAAAGAGAAGGAAAGCAGUGGGGGAGCAACAGCGGCGAGCAGCGUCAAGAAGGACUAUGUGAAUCUGAGUGCAGACAGCUCGGCUGAGUCCUUACACCAAAGCUCCCUCGAAGCCUCAAGUCUUCAACACUACCCCAGCCCCAGGCCGAGCGUCCGGCCUCGCCCAAGCUCCAGCUCCGCUCUCAGUGUCGGCCCCGCACUCCCAAAGAAGACCUCUCCAAGAUACCAAAAAUUUGGCAGCACGGGACUGACAAGAAAGGACAGUCUGACCAAGGCACAGCUAUACGGCACACUGCUGAACUGAGCGGGGGAAAGGGAGCUUUUCAUUUUAUGCAUGAUGAUGAUGAUGAUGAUGAUGAUGAUGAUGAUGAUGAUUCCUAACUUAACUGUACUGUACUGUAUGUCUCAAAAGUUCCCUGCAGCAAACACAUACUUGGUGUGAUGGGGUAUUAACAUGUUGUUGUUUUAUGUAUCUCUUAGCCAAGGCACGUUUCGAGCAGUCUGCAACACUUUUUCUAUUGUAUGUCAUGAUACGGUGUAGCUACCUGAGACCAGCUCUUCACUAAGUUUUUGUUUCAAUUACACUGAUGAUAAUUAGAGCCAUCGGGAUAAACCGAGUUCCACCCGGCUACAUGAACGUUAUGUGCUACUUGCUCUCUUUUUUUGGUGUUCAGUACUGUUAGUAAAACCAGCAAGAGACCAUUAAUUCCUGCUCUACUAUAUACAGUAUAGAUAAUGGGAAAAGGCGUGUACAAUGGGUGACUUAAUUACACAUGUUUAGGAGAAGGAAGGUUAUCCAUUAUGUAUAGUGGACCCUGCUGACUGCAAGCUGUUAAGAUUUAUUCAUCCUCUAUUUUGUCUUAAACAAAAUGCAUGCUGUAUAAUGCAUAUAAAUAAGAUGAGAAAACUCAUUUCCAGCUAAACUGUUUCUCAUAGGGACAUUAUCUCUAAGUGCCCCUUGCUAAAAAGGAUGUUUUAUUACCAAAUUGGCUAAACAAGAGAUAUUAAAAAGAGAUAUUAAAAAUUAUUCUGUUGCGAUGUAAUGUUUAUAGCAAGUCAAUUAAGGCCCAAUCCCAUUUCUCAUUUUUACCCCUUCCCCUUGCUUUCAAGAGCCACCUUGCUUCUUGGAACAGUUACUAGGGGUAACGAUUGAAACUUUCCCCUAUGAAAUGAGACAACCCUUCAGGACCCUGAUACGUGAUCAGUAGUCGCCGAUGCUGCCAUUUACAUAAACAAAUGCGACAAGUAAUACAGCAAAUAUGCUGUCUUCUGCUGUGGUGAUUUCUCUUGCUGGGCUAUUGGCAGCUUUUCGGGGCUGUCAGGAUGAUCGUGAUUUGUUCACAUCUUAAGUUUCACAUUGUCAAUUGAUCAAAGAAGUUAUCAGUAGCGGUGAUCUUUAGCAACCUGUGCUCUUUACCUGCCAGUCUACAGUGAUAUUAGAGAAGCGGUAACAAGAGCAGCAACCACGUCGCUGGACUUCAGUUAAAUUUCUGGUGUCAUGCACAACUGGGGGGGAGGCAUAGAAAUGUGGUUGGAACCAACUGGUCCAGCCACUGGGUCCAGAUUGUAAAGUCCUUAGUCAUUAGUUCAAGGUCCACCAGUUAUAU